Messenger RNA from Schistocerca gregaria, 1476 nucleotides. RefSeq lists its product as uncharacterized. Lineage: Eukaryota; Metazoa; Arthropoda; Insecta; Orthoptera; Acrididae. Bases 1 to 1476 code for a protein of 491 amino acids. The record is from RefSeq and is a predicted model, not a curated record. The transcript is spliced from 5 exons.
AUGGAAAAAUUGGCUGAACAUUAUUACAGCCAAACAUGUCCAACACCUACAAUGGCUAGAAGUAUUCCAAAUGGUUCCUGGCACUGCCGCGUCACCAGUUUGCCUUUCCAGGCAAUAGGUAUUGCCGCGUUCUCUACAACGAAUAGUACAGAAUUCGUUUCGGUAGUUGGCCGGGGGAGUCAAGAUUGGUCAGAAGCACUUUCAUUGCGUUUCGUAAAAACAGAAGAAUUGUUUCACAUAAUCGUUCUUUACAUGUUGGAUCGAAAUAUGUCCGACGGUAGAAAAAGACUGUCUGGCAGUGAAUAUGAGAAAAGACGGGCGCUGAAGGAAGAUAACGAUAAGAAGCAAAAGGAUGCACUACAACGAUAUUUCAAGCCAAAGAGAGCAGCGGCGAGGAAAGUUGACGAACACAGUACUGUGACCACCGCAUACAGUAGCAAUGCUGAGGGUGGGCCAUCCACAACAUGUUCAACAGACUUCGUCUGGACUCAAGACCUGCUUUGUGUCGAAAGCUCCAAGAUUGGAACAUCAGGCAUAACUGAAAUUUGGCGACCCGAUUGGGAAAAUACCGAAGGAACUUCAGCCGAGGUACUCACCACCGCGGAAGGGAUUGAAGGCGAGCCUGAACUGGAAGACACAAUUGACUCAGAUCAAGGAAGUUGGCCGCAAAUUAUUACCGACUGCAUUCGAACGACUUUGAUCAUGCGAGGUUCUCCCGAGCGCAUUAAGGAAGCUGAAGAAUGUCCUAAAAACGCGGACAACCGGUGUUUCAGCUCUGUGCACUACAGCUAUUCUUUGAAGAAUUUAGAAGAAGCAGAUACACAUUGGUUGGUGUAUUCAAAGAGCAAGGAUGCUGUGUUCUGCUUGUGUUGCAAACUUUUUUCGUCAUCUACAGUAAAAAUUUCAAAGAACUGUACAAGCGACUGGCGGCAUCUUGCUUCGUAUCUCCAAAGUCACGAGAAGUCUACCGAGCAUUUGAAUUCACAUAAAAAGUGGAUCGUGUUUUCCGAGGGACUGAAAACGUCACGAACUGUCGACGCCCGUCAUCAAAGGCUUCUGAAUACUGAAAGCGAACAUUGGAAAAAUGUUCUUGAGCGCUUAAUAGCAAUAAUUCAUUUCCUGGGUCGACAAUGUCUGCCUUUGAGAGGACGUACAGAUAUACUCUUUCAGCCUGACAACGGAAAUUUCUUGAAAGUCUCUGAAUUAUUCGGAAAGUUUGACACUGUGAUGAUGGAGCACCUGCACAGUCAAAGCAAGUAUUACAGUAUAUUUGUGGACUGCAAACCAGAUAUUUCAAAAGUUGAGCAGAUGGCAGUUGUGCUACAUUUCGUCCAGGAGACAGGACUCGACGGGGUAUACGAUGUCCGAAUUCGGGAGCAUUUCCUGGGAUUUCUUCCAGUGUCCGAUUCUUCAAGCUCUUCUUUGAGGCAGGUCGUACUCAAGUUCUUGGAAGAUAAAAUAAAUCCUGUUGUGUAA